Molecule: messenger RNA, 2165 nt
Organism: Mollisia scopiformis
Lineage: Eukaryota; Fungi; Ascomycota; Leotiomycetes; Helotiales; Mollisiaceae
Product: alpha/beta-hydrolase
Exons: 6
Coding region: 1-1953 (650 amino acids)
Biological process (GO): lipid metabolic process
Source: RefSeq, a predicted model, not a curated record
AUGUUGUUCAACUUGGUCUUUGCAAUUUUUAUCGCUCUGUCUCAUGCAGCAACUUUCUUGACACAAGAAAAUAGUCUGCAAUCCCGAGACAACACAACUUCCGGCAUAUCUGAAGAUUUAUUCGACAAGUUCAAGCUAUUCGCCAACUUCACAUCAGCAGCAUAUUGUCCCAGCAAUGAAUUGGCUGAUUCGACAGCCGGGACUCUCAUCACGUGCCCAGGAACAAAUUGUACUCUCGUUGAAGCAGACAAUGUCACUUCUAUUGUGGAAUUUGGAGGCUCGAAUGACACAACUGUGACGGAUAUCAAAGGGUUUGUCUCCUUGGAUCCAUCUAAAUCACUCGUCGUCGUCGCUUUUGCAGGGUCGGGCUCCACUGUUCGAGAUUGGAUUGCGGAUUUUGCAUUCAUCAUGGUUGAGUAUACGCUCACGGGAUGCACCUCAUGUUGGAUUCACGCGGGCUUCUCGACAGGCUGGAGUGAACGUCGUAUCGUUGUCCUCGAUGCAGUUACCACCGCUUUGGCUGACAAUCCUUCCUACUCCAUCGUCAUCACUGGUCACAGCAUCGGUGCUGCAAUUGCGACUCUGGCUGCUGCUGAGCUGCGGAGUAUGAACUAUUCCGUUGAUACAUACACUUUUGGCUCGCCGAGAGUUGGAGACACUGCUUUCGCAACAUUUGUGACAGACCAGGCUCCUGCUUUGGGAAACAAUUACAGGAUGACACACUUCAAUGAUCCCGUACCGCAGAUUCCUCCUACCUGGAUCGGCUAUGAGCACACGACUCCGGAAUACUGGUUGAGUGAUGGAACAGAUACGACCAAUAACUACAAUGCGAGUGAUGUGGUUAUGAAGCGGCGCAACAAGUACUUCCACAGAUUUACAUAUGCACACAAAUUCUACAACAACACUUUACCUUUCCGCAUCCGAAACGGAGCCCCUCGAGAACCACUUGUGGCGUAUAAACGUCCUAAAUCAGUCAAUUCGAGACUUACACUUUCUAAUUGCGACCUCCCAAUGAACCCAGCAACUUGCGCUCUGACGCACACCAGGAGCUUUGCGCCGAAUCCGAACUACGGCCUCGACUGCGCAUUCCCUGCCAUCUCCCCCCAAAUCGUAGCGAUCAUGUCAGCUAGCAAUACAAUCCCUUCCGAAGAAUCAAAAUCCGAACUUGUACCUAUCAUCAACUCCGACGAUUCCUCUUCAGAAGUUGCGCCGAAGUUGAAAGUCUUCACGCUCUUCCCUCUCCUCCCCCUUGAAUUGAGACGCAACAUUUGGUGUCACACAUUCCUGGACACAAGAUAUGUGUGCUUGGAUACAGACUCUCUGGCUCGUUGUCGACAUAUUAAGUGGACUUGGGAAGGCGAAUAUGAGUCUCUCGCGCUCGAGAAGAGCCAAAGCCUCCCAGUGGCAAUGUUCGUCAACUCCGAAAGUCGUCAGGAGGCGCUGAUGCACUACAUCACCGUCGAACGACUCAGAUACAUUGGCGUGACUCCCAUGAUCAAGCCCAAACCUCUGUGUUUCAGUAUCGAAUCGGAUAGGGCGUAUAUAUCGCAGUAUAUGCUUCGCGAAGGUCACUGUGAUAGAUGGUUCAAUUCUAUCAAAUUCAAGAAUCCUGAAUUUUUCGAUCGUCUGCAGGUGUUGGACAUUCGAGGCUUCGAGUUUGACAGGAAGUCUCGGCAUUCUCUCGUUAAUGCGGCGAAGCCGCGAGAUGAGGACCACAUGCGUGGAGACUACUUCUUCUGUCAACCUUUACUUCGUUUCAAAGGUCUGAAGCUCGUCAAGAUAUUCAUGCAGGACUUCAUCUACCCAACUCGCAGUUUGGCGCUUGCCGAGCAGGACUUGCUGAGGUGUGCUAAUGCAUUUUUCGAGCGUCACAAGGAAGUAUGGGGUGGCAAGCCUCCAAUGGUGGAAGUUCAAGAAUAUGAUGCAACUCUUGGUCACAAUUUUGGACUAUGAUAUGUUCUGUGUGGGGCUGUUGCGGUUUAUUAUUAAAAUUCUAACUUAUUUACAUGAGCCCUCACAUAACUUGCGGGCAAUUCCUCAUUUGGUAAACCAGGCUCAAUAUUCAUCUUGAAGUACCGGAAGACGAGAUCUUCAACCUUUGUAAACGAAUUAUCGAAUUCCGAGUAGACGUUCAUGGGAUCCCGGACGCGAUCUUGAUCCAGGUU